AUUGACUUCGUUCGAAAUGAAAAUGAUUCUUGCUUUUCUUUCAUUAAUUUUCAUACUCUCAUUUUCGAUCAGCAUUGUCGAUGGUGCUGGGUUAAAAGUCGGUUACUACUGGCAUACAUGCCCCGAGGCAGAGGGGAUUAUAAGUGAUGUUGUGGGCAAAGCUGUUAGAGCGAAUCCUGGUGACGCAGCUGAGCUGAUAAGGAUGCAUUUUCACGAUUGCUUUGUGAGAGGCUGUGAUGGAUCAAUCCUCAUCGACUCCACAGCAGGAAAUACUGCAGAGAAAGACUCCCCAGCAAACAACCCAAGCUUGUCUGGCUUUGAUAUCAUUGAUGCAGCAAAAUCUAGAAUAGAAGCGAAAUGCCCAGGAGUGGUUUCUUGUGCCGACAUAGUGGCCUACGCUGCAAGAGAUAGCGCCCACGAAGUUGGUGGCCUAAUGUGGGCUGUUGAGGGUGGACGAAGAGAUGGAAGGAUAUCUCGAGCAUCAGAUAUUCCGGGGAAUCUGCCACCUCCCUCAUUCGACGUAAACCAGUUGACACAACUCUUUGCUCAGAAGCAAUUGUCCCAAGAUGAUAUGGUUACUCUUUCAGGCGCACAUUCUAUUGGAGUUUCUCACUGUUCUUCAUUCAGCGCAGAUCGUCUGUACAACUUCAGCGGAAGGGGUAUUCAGGAUCGUUCCAUGGAUCCUAGCUAUGCCCUUCAGCUGAAAGCCAAAUGCCCUGCUUCAUCUUCUUCCUCUAGUGUUGUUGUUCCAUUGGAUCCCCUCACACCAAAUAAUUUGGACGUGAAAUACUACGUCGAUUUGCAAUACAAGCGUGGGUUGCUGAAGUCAGAUCAGACGUUGAUGUCAAAUGAUGCGACCUCCAGACUCGUGAGGAUUAACGCCAAGUAUCCAACCAUUUGGAGGAGGAAUUUUGGCAGGGCGAUGGUUAAGAUGGGUUCCAUUGGUGUGCUGAGUGGAUCGCAAGGGGAGAUAAGGAAACAAUGUCGUGUCCCCAACUAAAGGAAUAUUUAAAUAUGUUAUUGGUGUGGUAUUGUUUUUAUUUGUUAUUGGCAACGAGAAAUAAGGGUCAAAUUCCACGUAAGUGCAGAA
This is a messenger RNA of Cryptomeria japonica (Japanese cedar), 1090 nucleotides long. Its product is annotated as peroxidase 5-like. Gene Ontology annotation, biological process: hydrogen peroxide catabolic process; response to oxidative stress. Gene Ontology annotation, cellular component: plasmodesma; plant-type cell wall. The coding region runs from base 17 to 1000 and encodes 327 amino acids. The transcript is spliced from 4 exons. The record is from RefSeq and is a predicted model, not a curated record. NCBI's taxonomy places the organism in Eukaryota, Viridiplantae, Streptophyta, Pinopsida, Cupressales, Cupressaceae. Gene Ontology annotation, molecular function: peroxidase activity; heme binding.